AUGACGUUUGGAAUGAGUGAUGCUUUGAACCCGAAAACACCGAAAGCACAAAACAUUAAGAGUGGAGAUAGACCACGGUCGGCCUUAGGGAACGCGUACGAGAGGCUGCGGCAGCUAGUCCGCCCGAAGCCAAAGAAGAAGCAGGAUGUACCGGUUAAGACAGAGGAGGCCGUCGACAGGAAGCCCAAGCCGAAAACAACUAAGGCUAAGGGUUCCGAGGAACCGUCUAAGACACGGGGUCUAGCUGAUUCUUGGGACCGACAGCGGAAGGUGAAGGAGGACCAGACCACCACGACAGUCGGGAAGCCGACCCAGCAGUACAAAACUCUCGACGGCAGCAGGGCAUGUUCCAACUCCACGCAGAGACCUAGACGAAAGAAGCAUUCCAAGAGAAGGGCCUACGCGAAGGCUGAUUCCGCGGACUCGUCAAGCAGCUGCGAAGGGAACGAGCACGCCGACAACGAGGACCUGUGGUUCCUCUCCCGAAGGGGAAUCGAACUGGAGAAGAAGCUAGGGGAAGGUACGUACGCUCAGGUCCACGCCGGUCACCAGGUAAAGUGCAACCGCCAAGUAGCCGUCAAGAUCAUCUCACUGGCGAUGACCAACCAGAGAUACCGCUCUAAGUUUCUACCCCGCGAGACGGACAUCCUCCGGAAGGUGAACCACCCCAACAUCAUUCACCUCUUCGAUACGCUCAGGUACGGCCAGAAGGUCUUCUUCGUGACUGAGCUUGCCCAUAGAGGAGACCUGCUGUGCUACGUUCAGAAGCUUAAGGUCCUAUCCUCACCGGUGGCUCGCACAAUCUUCUCCCAGAUUGCUGACGGCAUAGAGUACUUGCAUCAAAACGGCAUCUACCAUCGGGAUCUUAAGUGUGAGAAUAUCCUACUCGACCCGGGUGAUAGGGUGAAGCUGACGGAUUUUGGGUUCGCUAGGGAGUGGUACGAACCGAACAACCUCUGCCGGACCUUCUGUGGAAGCGCUGCCUACGCCUCGCCGGAGAUUCUCUCUGGUGUGUCGUAUGAACCAAGCACGGCUGACGUCUGGAGCAUGGGAGUUGUACUGUAUGUUAUGGUGCAGGGUAAAAUGCCUUUUGACGAUGCUGACGUAAAGCGCAUGCUCCACGUGGUCAGGAAGUAUGACGUCACCUUCUUCUCCAAACGCCCUCUAUCGGCACAUUUGAAGGCACUCAUCCAGUCUAUUUUGAACCACGGGCAAUGGGAUCGCGCCACCAUCGGCGACAUUAAGUCUAGCCGAUGGCUGAUGGAAAGUUCAGUCAAGGCGUGA
Molecule: messenger RNA, 1284 nt
Organism: Asterias rubens (European starfish)
Lineage: Eukaryota; Metazoa; Echinodermata; Asteroidea; Forcipulatida; Asteriidae
Product: testis-specific serine/threonine-protein kinase 6-like
Exons: 3
Coding region: 1-1284 (427 amino acids)
Biological process (GO): intracellular signal transduction; microtubule cytoskeleton organization; protein phosphorylation
Cellular component (GO): cytoplasm
Molecular function (GO): protein serine/threonine kinase activity; ATP binding; tau-protein kinase activity
Source: RefSeq, a predicted model, not a curated record